Stegostoma tigrinum is the source of this 2899-nucleotide messenger RNA. RefSeq names its product protein phosphatase Slingshot homolog 1-like. Gene Ontology annotation, cellular component: cytoplasm. The coding region runs from base 104 to 2320 and encodes 738 amino acids. Gene Ontology annotation, molecular function: actin binding; protein tyrosine/serine/threonine phosphatase activity. Gene Ontology annotation, biological process: protein dephosphorylation; actin cytoskeleton organization; negative regulation of actin filament polymerization. The transcript has 9 exons. Lineage: Eukaryota; Metazoa; Chordata; Chondrichthyes; Orectolobiformes; Stegostomatidae. The record is from RefSeq and is a predicted model, not a curated record.
CUCUCUCUCUCUCCGUCUGACCGUCUCCCUCUCUGUUAACAGGGGAUUCAGUUUGACCAGUGGCUCCCGAACUUCCAUUUUUAAACCCAUCAGCGUCCAGGUGAUGUGGACAGUCCUUCAGACAUUGCACAAAGCCUGUGAAGAGUCUUCAUACUUCAAUCUGUUUCCGGGGGGGAGCGGAUUACUCUGGGCUGACUACUACAUGCAGAGAAUCGACUCCAAGCAGACCUACGUCAAUGAGUGGAACACCAUGUCCGACCUGCUCUCUGUCCGCCCUCCAUCCCCACAACACAGCACACCAACAGAUCAGGAUGUAACAGAACUGCUAGUUCGAUCCAAUCUUCGUGUUGUCAUGGCAGACAUGGAUUUAGAUCAAGCAACAUCCAGAGUGAUCCGAACUGCAUUAGAACAGCGAAUGCAACUUGACCUGAAGGAAUAUAAAGGGUUUAUCGAGAAUGAGAUAAUGCUGGUGCUCGCUCAGAUGGAUAAACCGAGUAAAAUCUUCCAUUAUCUUUACUUGGGUUCAGAAUGGAAUGCCUCUAACUUUGAAGAACUGGAACAGAACAGGGUGGGCUAUAUCCUCAAUGUGACCCGGGAGAUUGACAAUUUCUUCCCAGCCCAGUUCAAGUACCUCAAUAUUCGCGUUUAUGAUGAGGAAUCGACAGACCUCCUAUCCCAGUGGGAGCAAACUUAUCGCUUCAUCAACACUGCCCGGAGCAGUGGCUUGCGUUGCUUGGUUCAUUGUAAGAUGGGAGUUAGUCGAUCUGCAUCGACUGUCAUUGCCUACACCAUGAAACAGUACGGCUGGGAUCUUGAGAAAGCCUUUGCCCACGUUAAGGAACGGCGUAGUGUUGUCAAACCCAAUUCUGGUUUCCUCAGCCAGCUCCGCAUUUACCAGGGAAUUCUGAAUGCCAGCAAACAGCGCCACAACUUUCUGUGGAGGAGCUGCUCGGAGACUGACCUCACUGACAUUUCCAAGGAGCCAAAGCAGGGUCCGGCCGUGAGACGAUCCCAGGACGACUCUGAGACAGGGCCCAGAAGGUCAAGGCAGCUGCACCGUUCCCCUGGGUCUCUCUCCCCCUCAGGCCUCUCUCCUAGGCCUAACUCCCCCUCAGGCCUCUCUCCUAGGCAUAACUCCCCCUCAGGCCUCUCUCCUGGGUCUUACUCCCCCUCAGGCCUCUCUCCUAGGCCUAACUCCCCCUCAGGCCUCUCUCCUAGGCAUAACUCCCCCUCAGGCCUCUCUCCUGGGUCUUACUCCCCCUCAGGCCUCUCUCCUAGGCCUAACUCCCCCUCAGGCCUCUCUCCUAGGCCUAACUCCCCCUCAGGCCUCUCCCCUGGGUCUCACUCCCCCUCAGGCCUCUCUCCUAGGCCUAACUCCCCCUCAGGCCUCUCUCCUAGGCCUGACUCCCCCUCAGGCCUCUCUCCUAGGCCUAAUUCCCCCUCAGGCCUCUCUGCUGGGCCUCACUCCCCCUCAGGGCCCUCCCCAGAACCUCACUCCCCCUCCGGCACCCCUCCCAGGCCUCCCUCACCCUCAGGCACACCCCCUGCUCCCGGCCCUACCUCAUCCUACCACUUCAGGCCUCUGGGGGAGCAGUCCGACAAAGCCCCAGCUGCUUCCGUGCUUUUGCCCUGCACCCCCUCCAUCAGCGUAGAGGGGGCCCCCCUACCAGAACGUAGCCCACCAGGCCGGGAGUCGAGCCUGUGUAUGCCCGAGCCCCUGGCGCCCUCGCUGAGGAAGAAGCUGGACCUCCUGACACUGAUGGGGCAGGUGAAGGAAAUGGAGAGGCUGCAGGAGGCCUUGGAGAGCACAGCGGCCCCAGCCCCGCAGAGAGCCCGGGCCUGGAGGAGGAGGGCCUACUCGGUGCAGGCCCUGGGAGUGGACGAGCAUGACUGGAGCCGCUGGAAGUCACUGGAUGUCGGGGACACAGCCUUCCUCGAGGGCCCGGGUAGGGAUGACGUGUCAUGGCCCAGGUCCCCCGGUGCCACACCUCAGAAGGGCAAGACGCAGGGGCGCAGCUCCCUGCACCAUCUCCACCAGUGCCAGGCCGUGGACUUGCCUGAGGAGGACGAGGUGAACGAGGGGGGGCAUGGAGACGCUGUGCCAGAGCAGACUGCGGGCCUGGAGAUGGCAGGGGCCGGACACUCGGCUGUGGAGGGAGGGGGCACAGCAGGGAGGAAUUACCCCCCCAGGAAGGCUGCCCCCCAACACCGCCACUCUGUGGCUGCCCUGCAGGAGUCAGCUCUGGUCUUGCAGCGAAUGAAGCAUUUCGCUGAGGGAGGGCCAAUGGAAGGUCUCCAAGGGGAGGGGGCCGGAAGCUGAGGAGACACCCCCCGCCGACCUUACCCCCCGUAGCUGUCCCCAACAGCCCCCCCUCCUCAUAUUCCUCCCGCUCACUACAGCUCGCUAUGCCCAGUGUGAUUACAGCAGCCCCUUCAAAUCCCAUACCCUCACCCACCCAUAUAUUUCCAGCAAUCUCUGAUAUUCCCAAAUUGUCUCCAGUCCGCAGGAAAUUUGCUGCAUUCCAACCUCCUCUCGACCGCCAACAACAACAGUGGAGCCACCUGCAUUAAUGUAGCGCCUCAGUGCAGUGACACACCCCCGGAGUAUUUCACAAAGGGCCAUGUUCAGGAACCAGAGGACAGGGGGCGCUUCGUGGGGUUCUGGGACCAAGCUCUGUCAAAUGAUCGGGUGGGGGUGGGUUUUAGGAGCGUCCCAGAGCAGGAGGGAGGCGGGGAAGAGAGAGACAGAGACUGGGGUCUGGGUGGAGGGAGAUGGAGAGCCUUAAGGAGGAAAUGCCAGAGAUCCAGGCCCAGGCACGGGGACUGAUCAGAAUCAGGGUGUGGCCGUGAUUGAUGGAAUGCAGAGACAUCAGAGAUAGGGAGGGGGUGUAGGGGAUGG